This is a messenger RNA of Mastomys coucha (southern multimammate mouse), 4270 nucleotides long. RefSeq names its product zinc finger protein 654 (gene Znf654). Gene Ontology annotation, molecular function: DNA binding; DNA-binding transcription factor activity, RNA polymerase II-specific. Gene Ontology annotation, cellular component: nucleus. NCBI's taxonomy places the organism in Eukaryota, Metazoa, Chordata, Mammalia, Rodentia, Muridae. Gene Ontology annotation, biological process: regulation of transcription by RNA polymerase II. The coding region runs from base 358 to 3849 and encodes 1163 amino acids. The transcript has 10 exons. The record is from RefSeq and is a predicted model, not a curated record.
GCGCCCCGUCCUCCGGCGCGCCCUAUGGCAGAGCUCGUAGGCGGUCCUCAGCAACCGCCGAGUAGUUGUUGACCAACAGACGGCGGGGCUGUCAAACAGACGGUUAGUUGAACCAAUAGGAGCGUAGGGCGGGCAUGCCUAUGAUUGGCGGUUUCCUUCCUCCAGUGAAAACUGGGGGCGUGGGUGGGCGGAGCCGGAAGUAGAGCCCAGUCGAGUGGCCCUGUCCGGCUGGGGCGGAGGGAAAGGAGGAGGGGACUAAGGGAGGAGGAGGAGGAGGUUAGCUAAGGCAGCGGCGGCGGCAGCGGCGGCGGCGGCGGCGGCGCAGGGGCUGGGUACGCGCUGGGCGGCGAGAGCCUCAUGGCGGAGGAAGAGAGCGACCAAGAGGCCGAACGCCUCGGAGAAGAGCUCGUGGCCAUUGUGGAGUCCCCCCCGGGCCCGGUGGGGCUCAUAGCUGCGGGCGACGGCAGAGGGGAAGCCAGCGGCAGCGGCGGCGGCGGUGGCGGUGGCGGCAGCGUCGGGAUCAGCAGCCGGGAUUACUGCCGACGCUUCUGUCAGGUGGUUGAAGACUACGCUGGCCGUUGGCAGGUCCCAUUGCCGCAGCUGCAGGUUCUUCAGACUGCACUUGGCUGUUUCACGGCAGCCAGCGCCUCGUUCCCAGAUGAAUGCGAGCAUGUACAGUAUGUUCUGAGUAGUCUUGCUGUGAGUUUCUUUGAGUUGCUCCUGUUCUUUGGAAGAGAUGAGUUUUAUGAAGAACCCUUAAAGGAUAUUCUUGGCUCAUUCCAGGUUCAGAGGUUCAGUCCAAUAUCAUCAAGGUGGGAGCAUGGCAGCAUCCAAGCAGGCAUGAUGCAGGAGGAGCUGAGAGAGGGUUCUACAUCUUCAUCUGAAGACUACCAGGAGAAGAUUGGCUCCCAAAUGGAAUGCCAGAACCACCUCCGCAGAUAUGGAAAUGUGAAUCUGGAACUGGUGACUCGAAUCAUUAAAGAUGGUGGCCCAUGGGAAGAUCCAGUGUUGCAAGCUGUUCUUAAAGCCCAACCGGCAUCUCAGGAGAUAGUGAACAAAUACUUAAGUUCUGAAAAUCCACUGUUCUUUGAACUACGUGCCAGAUACCUAAUUGCCUGUGAACGCAUACCUGAAGCAAUGGCUCUUAUUAAAUCUUGUAUAAAUCACCCUGAAAUCAGUAAAGACUUAUACUUCCAUCAAGCACUCUUCACCUGCCUGUUUAUGUCACCUGUAGAAGAUCAGUUAUUCCGGGAGCAUUUGUUGAAAACUGACUGUAAGAGUGGAAUUGAUAUCAUCUGUAACACUGAAAAAGAAGGCAAGACUCUGCUAGCCUUACAACUCUGUGAGUCCUUUCUCAUUCCGCAGCUCCAGAAUGGGGACAUGUACUACAUAUGGGAGUUGAUUUUCCUAUGGAGUAAACUACAGCUUAAAUCUAAUCCUUCAAAACAAGUGUUUGUAGAUCAAUGUUACCAACUUUUAAGAACAGCAACUAAUGUGAGAGUCAUAUUUCCUUUUAUGAAAAUCAUUAAAGAUGAGGUUGAAGAAGAAGGCCUACAAAUUUGUGUUGAGAUAUGUGGUUGUGCUCUCCAGCUUGAUCUCCAUGAUGAUCCUGAAACUAAAUGUCUAAUUUAUAAAACAAUUGCACAUUUUUUGCCAAAUGAUCUAGAGAUUGUCAGGGUUUGUGCUCUGUCAGUAUUUUUUCUUGAGCGUUCCUUAGAUGCCUACCACACCGUUGAAGAGCUUUAUAGACGUCCGGAUGAAGAGUAUAGUGAAGGCAUGAGUACUGUUCAAAAUCGUGUUCGUUUUGAAUUACUUCCAAUUUUGAAAAAGGGAUUGUUUUUUGAUCCUGAGUUUUGGAACUUCGUAAUGAUUAAGAAAAACUGUGUGGCAUUACUGCGUGAUAAAUCAGCAGUGAAACUUCUAAAUGAAAAUACACUGGAAAAUUCUGCAGGUAGUUUAAAAAAGAGAGUGGAACAGCAGAGUGUGGAAGAAGGGCUUGACACACUCACAGAUCAGAGCACUGGAGAGACUGAUGAUGCAUCUGGAGUGCAGCCUAAAGGACAGGCUAAUUUGAAGAGAAGCCUCUCUGCUCUUAACUCUUCCAAAGUGGAUCAUAGUGUCCCAAGGCAUCGGUGCGUGCUAUGCAACAAGGAAUUUCUUGGUGGCCACAUUGUAAGGCAUGCCCAGGCUCACCAGAAAAAAGGCAGUUUCUCAUGUGUGAUAUGUGGUAGGAAAUUUAGGAACAGAGGACUUAUGCAGAAGCAUUUAAAAAAUCAUGUUAAGAAGAUUCAGAGACAGCAGAUUGCUACUGCACAACAGGAUGAUCCAGAAGUCAUCACUUUGGAAGAAAUAAAUGGUUCCAAAUCUUUAAUUUCCUUUGAAAAUGGGAAUUCAAAUACUAAGGAUUUAGAAAUAGAGGCAUUGACUGCUUCCAGUGAGAGAAACAAAGAGGUCAUCCGUGAACACAUGGCUGAGUUUAUUAAAAUUCCCAUUGCUAUACCAGAGAAUGCUAUGGAAAACAUUAUUGAAAAUGGCAAACCGGACACUUCUUUCAAUAAUAUCUCAGAGUCUUUACCUCAGUGUGAUGAUGACUAUGAGGAGGAAGAGAAUGAAGAUUAUGAAGAUGAUUAUGAUUUGAAUCAAGAAACAUCAGUACUUCAUAAAAUGAAUGGAACUGUGUGCCAUCCAAAAGAUGUAUAUGCUACAGACCAAGAAGGCAACUUCAAGUGUCCUGCUCUUGGCUGUGUAAGGAUAUUUAAAAGAAUUGGGUUUCUAAAUAUGCAUGCAAGGACUGUGCAUCCGACUGAUUUAAAUGUGCGGCAAACUGUAAUGAAGUGGAGCAAAGGAAAGUGUAAAUUUUGCCAAAGGCAGUUUGAGGAUUCUCAACAUUUUAUAGAUCACCUUAAUAGACACAGCUAUCCAAAUGUGUACUUUUGUUUGCAUUUCAACUGCAAUGAGUCAUUUAAGUUGCCAUUCCAGCUUGCUCAGCAUACAAAAAGUCACAGGAUAUUUCAAGCUCAGUGUAAUUUUCCUGAAUGCAAUGAGCUUUUUGAAGAUCUUCCUCUGUUAUAUGAACAUGAAGCCCAGCAUUACUUAAGCAAAACACCAGAAUCCUCUGCACAACUGAGUGAAGUGGUUCCUAACCAUCAAGAAAUAGACCCAUUUAGUAAUGAGAACCAAAUGAUUCAUCAUCCAGUUUCUACUAGUAAAUCAAGGAAACAUUCUACAGAACCAAAGACAUAUAUAGACACUAUGGAAAAGAAAUCAGAUAGUUUAGUUCAGAAUGGAAAUGAACAUUCUGAUGAUAUUGUUUCAAAUAUAAGCUUGAUAGACCAAAAGAUGCCUGCCAUAGAGCCAAAUCCUGAAAAUACUCAUGGUACCACUGACUUAGUCAAUGGACACAGUGAAAUAGAGCAAACACCAUUAGUUACAUCAGAUCCUACUCUGAAAAUAGAUAUAAACAGAAACAGGACAGAAAAUGGUUCUAUUUUACCCAAUGUUGAAUCACAAGAACACAGUGCCCUGUCAGUAUCUCAGGCACCAUCCAAACCAAAUCUUACAAGUGAACAUACUUCAUAUGGCUUAAUUUUAACAAAGCCAUUUGUCAGACCUUUGCCUCCCAGUUACCUUGAUGAACGAUACCUUAGUAUGCCAAAACGCAGAAAAUUUCUGACUGAUAUUGUAGAUGCCUGUUCUGAUCAAGAUAACAUGUAUAAAAAACCAGUGAAAAGAUUCCGAUGUGGCAAAUGCCUGACCACCUACUGUAAUGCAGAAGCACUUGAGGCUCACCUUGCACAGAAGAAAUGUCAGACACUCUUUGGAUUUGAUUCAGAUGAUGAAAGUGCCUGAUAAUGUCUCAGAACGAUCUGUUGAUCAUGCAGUAGUGUGAAAAAAAAACACUACAAGAAAAUGCAUCAUCAGCUUGCUAUUUCCCUGAUGGCCUUAAUUUUAGAGUGGUCUCGGAUUACUAAAGAAAAGACAAAGCACAUUUUCUGGAAUGAACUUGCAGAGGAGAUGUGCCAGCUUAGACUCCAAAAGGGUUAUAAAACUCCCAAAGUACCAGUUAUCCAUGAAACCACACUUUAAAAAAGUUUAUGGUGAUUAAUAGCAGCAUGUUCAGUUUUGCUUUAUGUGAAAACACAUUUGGGUAACUAGUCAGAAAUACAAACCAGCUAUGGCCUUACUGAAGAAAGGAAAAAGUUGAUCCAUUCUAAGAUGAGGUGGAGGGGAGCUGGUUUACAAUAAACAUGUAAACAUUCUGAAAAUGGAA